AUUGAUGCCCAAGAUUGAGAAAGAAAUUCAACGCGCUGAACUUUGCGAACAGCAAAUGGAAGAUUUACGCAAAGCCAUCGUGGAACUCGUAUACAAAGACUGGGUUUCCACGGAAAAAGCACAAGAAUUCCUAGGGUCAAAAUUGCCAGAGAUGCUGAAGGAAUUCUCGCAAUUCCUGGGACUGUACAACUGGAUGUCUGGCGACGAGAUCAAAGAUCGAAGCACGAAAACAGCGCAAUUCGGCUUCAAAGACGAAGACAUGAACAUCAGGUUUCCUCCGGGUUCCCAAGACUCCACGAAAAUGAAAAUCUCUAAAAUCGUAGGAAAUCACGUCGAAAAGGCUCCUACUGCUGUUGGCUCAUCUCAAACCGAAGAAGAAAAAUCACGCGAGGACGAUGAUGAUGAUGAGUCUCGAAUCUUGACACUAACCGGUUCAUCUGCUGCUGAAGAAUACCUCGAAGAAGCCAUGAUGGAAACUAUGGAACCCAAUUUUGACUUUGCCGACGACGACGUAUUCCUGGAAACUGAAAAUUGCGGCGACACUGAAGACAUUAACGAAGCGGCGAUGAUGAAGACUGAAAAAACCUCCAGGGACCAAAAGCAGCAUAACAACGAAUUAACUGCUGAAGAUAAAGUUGAAGAAAAAUCAGCAGUUGCCGGGAAUAACACGAUCAUCGUCCAGGAACAAACUGCAAUAGUCCAAAUUCUCGAUCAAGAAAAGCAAGACGAAGGAAACAUCGACAAAAGGGAAAACAGCACGGCAGAAAAAGACGAAGAAGAAAAUUGUGAGGAAGAACAAUUAAUAAUCAAUAGCGAAGAAAAAAAUGUGGCAAAUGCUGACAACCAGUCUGACAUGAAGCAAGGUAUUAAUUCAGAUCCUGAAACUUUAAAACCCGAUCAAGAAAACCUAGACGAGAAAGAUAAAAAGGCAGACGAAAUUAUUAUUCCGAAAUCUGAAGAAAUCGAAGAUCAGGACGGUAACAAAGAAGAAGGUGCGACGACGCAACUUCCUCCUUUUCUUACCGUGCGUCGCACUGUGCAUAAAGCUUGGAGUAGCAGAGUCAGACCGAGUGUGGCGAUAUACGAAUCCAAUAUGCGUCGUAGGUGUGACGAUGAUACUGCGGAGGAUUACAAAUUCUUCAGGCCGGGUUCGGAUCACGCACAUACACAUUGCAAUCCAUUAACCGGAACACCAGUUUGUAUAGAUUGUGUUCCUCUCAUGGCUUCACAAUCAACUUCCUCAGCAUCACUCACCGAAAAGGUCGACAGAAUGAACCCCUCGUUGAUUUCCAGAUCCAUGGUAUUUGAACUCGUCCAUGGCGUAGAAAUUCGGAUUGGACACGGCCCCAAGAGCGAGUCCACUCGGUGGGUCAUGCUUGUACAAUUCCGAAACUGGGUUCUGUCCGUAGGCCCAGAUCAGGCAUUGAAGCCCCCCGAGUCAAAGCCCGGGGUAUUGGUGACCUCUUCAAUGGUGGGUCCAUUGAGUGGAUCCGGAUCCGUGGCGUUGACCGGGAAUUUCCGACAAGAUGAGGUCAAAUAA
Notodromas monacha is the source of this 1540-nucleotide messenger RNA. Lineage: Eukaryota; Metazoa; Arthropoda; Ostracoda; Podocopida; Cyprididae. The record is from the annotation of a GenBank genome assembly.